AUUACUACUCCAAGAGACUUUUCUUCUUUUACUUUAAUUUCUCCAUCACUUUAUUUCAAAAAUUACUAUUACAUGCAGCAAUUCUAAUUUUUUUUGGGGGAAUCAUACAACAAUUCUAUUGUGUGUUUAUGUUAAAGGUGGCGGAAAACUUUUCUUCUUUCUACUCCCUUGAGGUCACAAACGAUUAGCAUCAUUUAUAAUUUAAUUAGUAGAAUGGUCUCAGUGAUGAGUUUGGCAGGAAUAAUUUGCGGGCCAGUUAUCAUAAUAUAUUUUUCUUUCUUAAAUAAGUAAAGAUAAUCCAUAAAAUUUAAACUACAGUUUUGUUAUCUAUAAAAGGGAGAUUGAGUAGAUAGGUUGUUCAUCACACUGGAAAAAUUCUAUAGCUUAUUAUUGUUGUUUCCUUUCUCCAUGGCUACUACCGCAAAUCACUUCACACUUACAUUGCUCCUAUUCGGGCUGCUAAUUGUCACCUCUCUUGACUUCACAGUUGGUCAGGUGGGCGUCUGUUUCGGAAGGCUUGGCAACAAUCUCCCGAGCGUACAAAGAACCCUAGCUCUGUACAAAAAGUACAACAUCCGUAGAAUGCGUCUCUACGACCCCCACCCGCCCACCCUCCGCGGCCUCGCCGGCACCGGCAUCCGCCUCAUGCUCGGCAUCCGAGACGACGAGCUCCGCGACCUCGCCAACUGCCCCGACGCCGCCACUGCCUGGGUCCGCACCAACAUCCUCCAGCACCCCAACGUCACCUUCCGCCACAUCACCGUGGGCAAUGAGAUCGACCCCGACUCGGAGUUCGGCCCCUUCGUCCUCCCGGCGAUGCAGAACAUCUACCGCGCCGUCCGCACCGCCGGCCGCGCCGGCCAGAUCAAGGUCUCCACCUCGAUCCGAACCGAUCUCCUCAACACGUCGUACCCGCCGCAGGCCGGCGAGUUCAAGUGCAGCGUCAAUUGGUACAUUCGGCCGAUCGUCGAGUUUCUAAGAGACACGCAGACGCCUCUUCUCGUCAAUGUGUACCCUUACUUCGCCUACAUGAACGACCCGCAAAAUAUCAACCUCUCCUUCGCGCUGCUGCAGCCCAACAGCGGCGUCGUGGCCGGCGGCGUCUACUACGAUAAUCUCUACUACGCGAUCCUCGACGCUGUCGACGCGGCCAUGGAGAGGAUCCUCGCUGCAGUGCCCUCGUUGUUUUCGGUGUUCUCCGAAGAGAUGAAAAAGGGUGGGUCGCGAAACCCCGGCGGUAAGGGGUCGGAGACGGGGUGGUCGUCCAAGGGCGGAGGAAACACGCCGAUGGCGGCGGAUAUGGGAUACACGACGGCUCUCGGCGAUGGACCUAUCAACACCGUUGAAAAUGCGAGAAUCUACAACAACAACUUGAUGCGCAUUGUCAAGAGUGGGACCCCGAGAAGGCCGGGCCGGCCUUUGGAGACGUAUAUAUUUGCUAUGUAUGAUGAGAAUCUGAAGCCCGGCCCGGCCUAUGAGAGGCAUUUCGGGAUCUUUCUGCCCAAUGGCCAACCCAAAUACCCGCUCCGUUUCCGUUAGGGCUCUCAAUUUAUGUUAUUUUGGGUUGAUCUUGUUUCGUGACUUCAAUUUUUAUAGUUUUUCAGAAAAUGUCUCUAAUUUUCGUUUUUUAUUUAACAUUCAAUUUUCAGUAGUUUCCGAGAAAUGUUCAGUUGUAUAAAUCACUCGUAUGUGGAAUAUAUGAUAUAGUUUUAUCGAGUGAUAUUAAAAAAAAAAAUACCUAAUAAUCCGUCAUGGAGAA
Salvia miltiorrhiza (redroot sage) is the source of this 1759-nucleotide messenger RNA. Its product is annotated as glucan endo-1,3-beta-glucosidase-like. Gene Ontology annotation, cellular component: plasma membrane. The record is from RefSeq and is a predicted model, not a curated record. Lineage: Eukaryota; Viridiplantae; Streptophyta; Magnoliopsida; Lamiales; Lamiaceae. Gene Ontology annotation, biological process: carbohydrate metabolic process. Gene Ontology annotation, molecular function: hydrolase activity, hydrolyzing O-glycosyl compounds. Bases 409 to 1539 code for a protein of 376 amino acids. The transcript is spliced from 2 exons.